GAUAAAAUGAAGGGUGUACAAAGAUAUGUAAAAACAGGUACAGAUUACAUCUUGAAGCCUUACCGAUAUGUCAGGGAUAAGUUCAGAGAAUACUUCAGAUUGUAUACAGCGCCUGGAACACGACUCCAUCCUCUCGCAGUUUAUAUGGGAGAUAAAUUUCGUAAUCUUAAGAGAAGAUACAAAGAUGAUGAAGAUAUUAAAUGGUUUAAUAGAGGGAAAGAAUAUCUCCCAGAGCUUAAGGAAACCUUCAGGGUUUGAAAUUCAUUAGAAAUUAGAGAUCUUCUUUUUCGAAGUCAUUUUGCCCAAGUGGUCAAUUCAGGCUCAGCAUAUGGUCAAACCUUAAAAUUUUGUGAGAGAACUAAAUCAAGUCUGAAUGUUCGGUUUCAUAACGCGCUUGAAAAUCCAUCAUUUGCGAUGUUACUGGAUCGAUUAUAUAUCUAUUCAGCACCUUCGACAACUGAAGUAAACGAGUACGGGAAACCUAUUCAUGAGAAAUGGACACUUCAUAGAAUGAUAUCAGAGAUAAGAGGAGUCACUACCUUUCUGUCGACUGAUGAAAGAGUAUUUCUCCUUUCCUUAUUCUCCAUAUUUGUGUUCUAUGUUAUGAUGGGUUUGAUUAAUUACAUGCAAGUUGGAGAUGAAAAUGAUUUUAUGAAUCUCACAAGAGAUUUACAGUAUUUGAAUUUACAAAAAGAAGUAAUUGAGUUGAAAAAGCUACAUUUACAACUUGCAAAAUUAAUACACGAAUAUGCAACUUCCUAAUCCUCGUUUAAUUUUCAA
Moneuplotes crassus is the source of this 780-nucleotide messenger RNA. Lineage: Eukaryota; Ciliophora; Spirotrichea; Euplotida; Euplotidae. The record is from the annotation of a GenBank genome assembly.